AUGGAGGUCGCGUAUCUCGCCAAUUCAGAUGGCAGUCCUCACCGGCUAUGGGUUCUAAGUGCAGCAGAUAGUUGGGAGUUGUUCAUAAGAAAGGUAUUCGGAGCUCCAUCAGAAGUAAGUAGUACUGAUACAUCUACCUCUGCUACUACUAUUACUACUACUACUUCUGAUGCCAUGAAGUACUUGCGCAUCCCUCCUCAUUUGGAAGUUAUUGGAAGAAAGAUGGGGCUUCCUUGCCUUCUGGAACUCUUUCCAAAUGAGAUCGAAAUCCCUACAAGGAGGUUUAUUCUGUCAUGGGCUGCAGAGGGCUUAUUCUUUGGACAACACUAUGGUGAACUUGCAGAUGAAGAAGUUGCAGAUGACUGUCUACAACAAUUGUUACAUUUUGAUGUAAUCCGAACAGUAAAAGUGAGCUCAAAUGGAAAUGCCAAGACAUGCAGCAUUCCCUGUGAUCUGCCUAAGCACAGGGUUUUAAGUACUAAUAUUGCGCGCAACUCUUCUCAUGAUGAUCAUCGCUGCGUUUGGUUUCAUUAUCCAGAACAAUCUCAUUCUCAUCAACCCCCUGAGAAUCCAGAGCAUGCUACUCAUUCUGAUGAUCACCCUGAUCAUGAUCAUGGUAAUGCAAAUUUCUGCAAAACACUCUUUUCAUUAUGGUGCUUUAAUUUUCCAGGAGGAUAUGAAGCAGGACAGAAAGUAGGGCUUUUUCUUGGGAGAUGCAUUAGUGAAGGUGGAUUGAAGUUUCUUGGGGUGCUUGAUCUAGAAGGUGUGUUUAGACCUUGCCUCCCUGAGGAAAUUGGAGAGCUAAUCAACUUGAGGUACCUUGGAUUGAGAGAGACCUACUUGGAGACACUCCCCUCAAAUGUAGGCAAGUUGGUGAAUCUCCAAACUCUUGAUACAAAACACACUUAUGUCCGUAAUUACCAUCGUUUUAUUCAGAAACUGAAAAAACUAAGACACCUUCAUCUGAACGAGGGACAACAUUCUAGUGAACUUGUUUCACGGUUGAAUCACUUGAGUGAUCUCAGGACCUUGUCUGGCAUAGUUGUAGAGGAGUUUGAUCUUUUUUAUCUUCUUCGUAGGUUAACUAAACUCAGGAAACUGAGAUUCACAUGUCAGCUCAAUCCACAGAGAAAAGCAGGGACAAUAAAAUUUUUGGAGCAAUUGGAGCAACUCCGUUCAUUAAAGGUCCCUUCUGUUGUCCAAAGGUCCCUACAGAAUGCAAAGCAAGAUGAUGUGGAGCAGAAAUUGGUGAAGGAUUUGGAGGGAAUAGUUCGUGAUGCAAAAGCUGCUAUAGUGAACCAUGCACUCAGCUUGACAGCGCACAAGAGGAGGGAGGGGAGAGAGAGGAAGGGGAAGAGGAGAGACACAUUGUUUACGAGGUGUGCAUUCCGUAAGAGAGUUGAAACAUUGUUUAAGAGGUAUGGCUUCAGUAAGAGAGUUGAAACAUUAUUUACGAAAUGUGGCUUCCAUAAGAGCGAUGCCCGAUGUAAAUUGGAAUCACAGAAAAGUAUGGAGUCAGAGAUCCAUGAAUUGCAUUGCAAGCUUGCAAAAUUGUCUAGCAAUUUCUCAAGAGACUAUGAAGCAGGAGAAACUUCCCAAGGAAAUCCAAAUAAAGUAGCAGCAGGGGAAGAAGAGUCAUCAUCCCAUCCUCAGGGGAAGCAGCUGUCAGAUUGGAUACGAUCUUCUGCUGAUUAUGAUGAAAGAGAGGAGGAUAUUAUCAUCGGUUUAAAACAUGAUAUGGAGUUACUGAAAACACGGCUGUUGGACAAGAAGAAAAAUCAUCUUUGGGUUAUCUCUGUUUUUGGGAUCCAAGGCAUUGGAAAGACAGUUUUAGCAUGGGAGGUUUACAAAAGCAGUGAUGUGGAUAACCAUUUUCCUUGUAAAGCUUGGGUUUGUCCAUCUGCUGUGGGAAAUCAUGAUAAGGGAGUGAUUUUGAAGAAAAUUGGCAAACAAGUUAUGAGACUCCAAGAAGAUCAAGAGACAACUGAUGAUGGUCAUGAAGGAGGAUUGCAGAAGAGGCUGUGUGAAUUCUUGAGGGCUAAGAAGUAUCUUAUAGUCAUUGAUGAUGCACCUGGUACCAAAGUCUGGAAUGAUCUGAAAGAAGCAUUCCCAGAUGGACAAAAUGGGAGCAGGAUAAUGCUCACAACCCGUGAUGUGGAGUGCGCAUAUCUAGCCAAUUCAGAUGGCUUUCCUCACCAGCUAUGGGUGCUAAGUGCAGCAGAUAGCUGGGAGUUGUUCACAAGAAAGGUAUUCAUAGCUCCCUGGCAAGUAAGUACUGAUGUAUACACCUCUACUACUUCUCACACCAUGAAGUCACGCAUCCCUCCUCAAUUGGAAGCCAUAGGAAGAAAGGUGGUGAAAAAAUGUAAGGGUAUACCACUGUUCAUUGUAGAAUUGGCAGAUCUAGUGUCAAGUAUACCUACCAGCGUUAGCGAGUGGUCAAGUGUGCUUCAUGGCGCAGAUAUGUGUCUCAUCGAAGAUGAUGCCCACAGGUGCUUUUAUCGAUCAGGCUUCCUUUGUCAGAUGAUAUCUUCUUCACAUGUGAAGCAAGUGCUUCCUUUCCUUUGUGGCCUCUUUCCAACUAAGAUCGAGAUCCCUGCAAGGAGGUUUAUUCUGUCAUGGGCUGCAGAGGGCUUAUUCUUUGGACAGAGAUAUGGUGAAGUUGCCGAGGAAGAAGUUGCAGAUUACUGUCUACAACAGUUGCUACAUUUUGAUAUAAUUCGAACAGAAAAAGUGGGUUCCAAUGGAAAUGCAAAGACAUGUAGCAUUCCCCAUGAUCUGCCAAUGUCCAGGGUUUUAAGACUUAACAAUGCCCCCGACAUUUCUUGUGAUGAUGAUCAUCGUUGCGUUUGGUUUCAUGAUCUGGACACAAACCAUCCUCAUCCUCCUGAGAAUUCAACGAAUGAUCAUGAUAACCAGCAGCAGCAAACCGUUUGGUGCUUCAAUUUUCCAGCAGGAUAUAGACCCGGGCAGUUCGUAGGGCGCUUCCUCCAAAGAGGCAUUAGUAAGGAGGGUGGGUUGCAGUUUCUUGGGGUGCUUGAUCUAGAAGGUGUCGAUAAACCUUGUCUACCUGAGGAAAUUGGAGAGCUAAUCAACUUGAGGUACCUUGGAUUAAGAGAGACCUACUUGGACACACUCCCCUCAAGUGUAGGUAACUUGCUAAAACUCCAAACACUAGAUACAAAAUGCACCUCUAUCCGUAAUUAUCCCGAGUCUAUUCAGAAAUUGAAAAAACUACAACACCUUCAUCUAAACGAGGGACAAUAUUCCAAUGAACUUGUUUCAUGGUUAAGUCACUUGAGUGAUCUCCGGACGUUGUCUGGGGUAGUUAUAGAUGAGUUGGAUCUUGUGAAGAAGGAUCAUGGCCUUUGUCGAUUAACUAAUCUCAGGAAACUGAGAUUCGCAUGUCAGUUCAAUCAACAGCCGCGAAAAGAGAAAGUACAGGGCCAUUGGUUGGACGGAUUGGAGCAUCUCCGUUCAUUAAAGGUGAACGCCAAAAACCAAACUAUAGCUGAUUUGGAGUUUGUCACCAAAAACCAGGAGCUCACCAAUCUAUACUUGCUAGGAAGGUUGAAUGGACUACAAUUUGAUCUCCAUAAUAAAUUACCAGAAAAUCUCACCACGCUGACAUUAUCAGGAUCUGAGCUAACUGGAGACCCAAUGCCAAAAUUAGAGAAGCUACCCAAGCUACAAUUCCUUAGGUUAUGCUCUAAAUCUUUUAAGGGUCAGAACAUGGUUUGUUCAUCAGGAGGGUUUAGUCAGCUUCGAGUCUUAAGGAUUUGGAAGCUUGAAGAACUCCAGGAAUGGAGUGUGGAAGAAGGAGCAAUGCCAAACAUUGAGGAAUUAAAGAUUAGAACUUGCAAUAACUUGAAGAAGCUUUCUCGAGUACCAAAGACCCUCAAUGAAUUGAAGUUGACCAAAAUGCCAGAGGAAUUCACUAAGAAGUUUGUCAAAUAUAAAGUCUGCAGGGUUGUCAAAGAUUAACAGGGUAGUUUGCUCUGGUCUUGGAUUUCU
Molecule: messenger RNA, 4014 nt
Organism: Macadamia integrifolia
Lineage: Eukaryota; Viridiplantae; Streptophyta; Magnoliopsida; Proteales; Proteaceae
Product: putative disease resistance RPP13-like protein 3
Exons: 4
Coding region: 1-3984 (1327 amino acids)
Biological process (GO): defense response to other organism
Molecular function (GO): ADP binding
Source: RefSeq, a predicted model, not a curated record